AUGUCUGCCUUUCCCCGCGUCGGUGCAGGUCCGAAGAUGUUACGAUACCCUAGGCAACCAUGCUUGCGCCUAAUGUUGCAUGUUGCGGUCGAACCUUGCUAUACCGAACCGCUCUUACUCUCAGCAAGACCACACAGCCCACAGAAAUUGCACAGUCCAAAUCCUCCAGACACAGCUACAAGCCUUCCAGAGAUUCUGUACACAACACCAAGAUUGAUCACCCUCCAUCACACCCAUCUCUUCUCUUUUCAUCUCAGCGCAGCACUACCGCCAAAAUGUCCACCAGUAACAGCAGUACAGUCCACACCAGCACGCAGCAGCCUCCAGUCAGAGUCUUCAUCUGGCGAUGCACUGACAGGCGAUGUGAGCAAGUCAACGAGACUCGACGCGACGAAAAGGGCAACUGGUACAACAUCAGAUGCACUUCCUGCGGCAAUGUGCCAGGGAAAGGCGUUUGCCUUCUUAAGGUUGUCCUAUCCACUGGCAACGAGAGCCUGGAGGGGUUAG
Ascochyta rabiei is the source of this 507-nucleotide messenger RNA. RefSeq lists its product as uncharacterized. Bases 1 to 507 code for a protein of 168 amino acids. The transcript has a single exon. NCBI's taxonomy places the organism in Eukaryota, Fungi, Ascomycota, Dothideomycetes, Pleosporales, Didymellaceae. The record is from RefSeq and is a predicted model, not a curated record.